AUGCUUGAUGAGUCCAACCGUUUCACGCCCAUCUACGCGCCCAUAAUGGAGCGUUGUCUUCGUUCGGAAUGCAUCUCCGAUGACGUCGACCUCAUCAACAACCAUGUCAUGGGCACCAGCCGCAAGGCAGACUCCCUGUUCGACGCGCGCGUCAUCGCCUUCCGCAACAAGGUUAACACCGUCUUGACUGUGCCGAUGAUGCGGACCUGGUGCAAGGCUAAAGGUACCACUCUCUUCAUCGCGGCAGCCCAUGACGUAUACGUCGGGCACCAACGUCCGGGCGCCACCGCGGAGGUACCACCAACGGACGCUCCAUGGCCUGCAGGACUUCGUCGCGAAAUAAAGUCGCUCGACGACGGCAAAACAAACGACCUCCCCACCAGCGCAUGCCUUGCUAUCGGUGCGCCAGUCGUUCUUCACAAAAGCCCACAGUUCGUCCUACUUGGGGUAUGUAACAACUCCGACGGCAUCAUCCGUGGCAUUGAGCUUGACCCACGUGAAGGUUACGCCUCCAGUACCGCAGGCUACUCCGUUGUCACCCUUCGGUACGCGCCACUCAGAAUCUUCGUUUACAUCAAGUCUGCUGAUGCCGCCGGCCUGCACUUAGAUGGGUUGCAGAGGGGAGUAAUUGCCGUGGCACCGGUUGAGCGUAAGUUCACAAUUGUCGGCAUCAACAAAAGGAAGUUCACCUUCAAACGGCGACAGAUACCAUUGACGGCCGGAUGCUUAUCGUCGGUGUACCGCAGCCAGGGCCAAACCAUGCCAAAGAUCAUCCUCGACAUUCGCCGCCCUCCGGGACAUGCUGUGGACUGCGCCGCCGUCUACGUUGCCCUUUCGCGUGCAACCGGUCUUGGCGAUUUGAACCUUCUCUUCCCUGUAACCCUGCAAGAUCUCAAUCAGCCUCAGAAUCCAGACAUCGUCGCCAUCGUCAACUACCUACACCGUCUGGACGAGACUACUAUGGUGCUUUUCCUCAAAGACCCGGGGUCUUUCACCCCUGCCUACGCCACCUUGGACGGCAUCGAAGAAGCCGGCCCAAGGCCGCCCCACAAACAACCAAAACGCGUUGGUCGCCACGGUCCAGGUGCCACCCGAAGAGUCGCGCACCUCAUCCCCAACGAGGACAACAAUUGCUUCUUCAAUUCUGCGCUCGCUUUGGCACUCGCGGCCUGGGAUGGUCAGCCGCUUCCAGAUACUACAGCCGGCACCCCUGCUGCCGGGUCUUUUUUUGCGGCUUUGCAGUUACUGAGGGACUCCAUGUUCGACGAGUGCGACCUGUCGCCGAAUAUCGUGAGGAAGAUGGCACAAGUACGACUGCCUGGCGGGAGGAGCGGUAACUUCUUCAGACACGUUCGAUGCCGACUGGAACAGCUCGUCGCAGUGUAUGCUGGUGUACCUUAAGACUUCUUUGUGUGUCGCCACCCCACCGCUGUACACGCGACACGAGGAACAACAUCAUAACAGCCCUUCUGGGCGACAACCGGGCCACCGUCAUCACGCCGACGACAGCAGCCCUUCGGGCCGGAAUCAUCAACACCCCUUGCAGCACUUGCCACACAGCCCUUCAGGAAGGACUACAUCGCCCAGUGGCGCCCGUUCUAUCCACGAUCGCAGCUCCACGGAUGCCGGGGAUGCCGUCUUCGAUUCUUUUGGGGACAUGUGUAUCAGUCCCUCAGGCCGAACUUUUUAGUUGUUUGUCUUCCUGUGUCUACUGUAUGUAGACGUUGCAUUUCGUGAUACCCGAGGCUAGGAUGUAUGUGUUUGCGUAGUGUAGUAUCGGUUAAUUAAGGCCCUUCCCGUUCGCGACU
Molecule: messenger RNA, 1808 nt
Organism: Ectocarpus siliculosus
Lineage: Eukaryota; Phaeophyceae; Ectocarpales; Ectocarpaceae
Source: the annotation of a GenBank genome assembly